AUGUGGGCCGAAGAAAGCUGCGUGGACUACGAGAGAGACAGCGACGACGAGUGGUUUGAGUGUUUCGACGCGGACGACUUGGAAGACGCGCGGGAGGAGGAGGAGGAGGAGGAAGUGCGAGGCGAAGACGACCGCGACUGGCUCGAAGACGACGAAGACCCCAAAGACAGAAUCAUUUCAGCUCCCGCCAUGAAGUUCGAGUCUUUUCUCCGCUGGAACUUCACUUUCGACGGAGAACACAAGCCCAACGAGGCGGACUUUGCGUCUCCACUUGUGGCUUUUCCGACUUUAAGGGACCGCAAUUGGUGUUCUGCAUACGGCUGCAUUGGCGACGACUGGGGCAGAAACCCUUUCUGCCGGCUCGAUGCUUUGCCCACUCAUUCGCGCCGCCGAUGGUCUGACGAAGACAGCAUCAAUCUGCUGAAACGCUGGUACGCAACGGAGGAAGUGGCGCAAGCCUUCAACCUCACGGAAGAACUCGAAGAAAUAUUUCAAAAUAUUCGAAAUGAAGAAAAAGUGGUGGAGGCGAAGCAGCAGGAGCUCGCGGAGCAGCUGAAGGCGCAGUUGGAGGCCAACAACUCGCUGCUGGACACUGAGGAAAAGGAGAAAAAGGAACAGAGUCCACCGCCAGCCAGGACUCCACCGCCCGAAGCAGCAGCAGCAGCAGCAGCUGCUGCUGCUGCAGCAGCAGCAGCAGCAGCUGCAGCAGCACAGCCCACAGACAAGGCCGAAGCAGCAGCGACGCCGGCGGUGCCCGCUGCCUCCUCGCCUAGCAGCAGCAGCAGCAGCAGCAGCAAGUUGCAUGCGUUUUUUGCGAAGAGGGGCGAAGCUUCAGAGGAGCAGCAGCAAACAGCAGCAGCAGCACGAGCAGCAGGGGCGAGUGCAAGCGGCACUGAAGCUGCUGCAGCUGCUGCAGCUGCUGCAGCUGCUGCUGCGGAGCCGCGGGCUCACUGCGACGUGCAGCAGCUGCUGCAGCAGCAAAAGAAGCGUUUGUGCGCAUGCGCCGACUCCAUGUCUUGGGCGUUGAAGGAAGAGACAACUUCUGUUGCUGCUGCAGCUGCUGGCAUUGCUGCGAAGUCUGCAGCAGCAGCAGCAGCUGCUGCUGCUUCGAGCGAGGCCAGCCACAAAAGCGCUGCACUUGCUGCUCACGUUGCUGCUGCUGCUCUUUUGGCAGCAAAGCUGGCGCGAAAUGCUGCAGAGCUGGAGGAGGAGGCCCCCCUUGAGGUGUCUGUACACCCCGCAGCACUGGCCGGGGGCCCCACACUGCAUGCGCCUUUCGCAGCAGCUGCAGCAAAUAAAAGUGAGUUUGCUGCAGAGGGGGCCCUGAGGACUGCAGCAGCUGGAGCCUUAGGGGGUGCACUGACACCUGAGGAGGCCCCGGAGCGGCCGCGGACUCCAGCAGCAGCAGCAGCAGCAGCAGCAGCAGCAGCAGCAGCAGCGGGGGACCUGGACAAGGUCUCCGCAGGCAAACGCAUGCGAAAGAGCGCAGCAGUGCUGCAGGAGACUCCAGCAGACGCAGCCCAUCAGCUUGAGCUGCCUACACUUCGACUCUCUCUGUCAGAGUUUGCGUCGAAGUUGCAUUUCGAAGAAAACAUUUCAAUUAACGAAGCACGGAACGCAGUUUCCGCCGCGCGCUUCCGCGCAACGCAAUUCAAGUUGCAAGUUUUCCAGACAGAACUCAACUUCCCGCGGUUCCCGCAGCUCCCCUUCACGAAAUAG
Messenger RNA from Eimeria necatrix, 1719 nucleotides. RefSeq lists its product as hypothetical. The coding region runs from base 1 to 1719 and encodes 572 amino acids. The transcript is spliced from 5 exons. Lineage: Eukaryota; Apicomplexa; Conoidasida; Eucoccidiorida; Eimeriidae. The record is from RefSeq and is a predicted model, not a curated record.